ACAUGCCCCCCUCGGACCCUGGUGGGAAACGGCAGCUAGCCGUGGAUAGGACUGCAGCCUUUUGCUCUUCUUGAUGCAGGAUUUUGCAGCUUGGCUUCUAAGGCAGAGACUGCACGGCAGUGCCCUGGCUCCUCUCUCGUCCCCCCCCCAUGGCAGGCACCUCCCCGCCCCCAGGGCCGCAGCCUGGGGGUGGGCUGCUCAGGCCAGGCGCUUGGCUCGGCCAUCUCCAUGGCAGCCCUCUGCUGCCUGCCCUGCUCAGCCUGCCUGCCCCUCCUCAGGUGGUAAACAACGGCUGCCUGCCAACCUCACGGAGCAGAGCAGGGAGCCUUCCGCUGGGGACAAGGUCCCCCGAGGACCAAGAGAGCAGCGCGGGCACCUUGGCUGGGGCAGCGCCGCCGGCCGAGGAAGCGCCUUCCCCCGGCUGGGACCAGCCCCUGCUCCAGUGAACUCUGCCCUCGCCUGCGGUGUGAAAAGGCGCAGGCAGGAGGAAGGAGACGGGGAAAUGGAGAGGCAGCCGGCCAGGGUUGCUGCUCGCCUCCUGUGCGGCUGCCAGCCAGCCCCCCUGCUCUCCGGUCCCCAGACAGGAUGAGGUCACACAGGCUGCAGCUCCUGCUUGCAUGGUAGCGGAGAGGCCUUCGUUGCCGCUGGCGGGGCCGGCCGGGCCCCGCUGCCCGCGAGAUGGCCGAGAAGCAGCCCCCGCCGGGGCCGGCCGCCGACUGCCCGGUGUGCUGGAACGCCUUCAACAACACCUUCCGCACACCCAAGCGGCUCCACUGCCAGCACGCCUUCUGCCUGGAGUGCCUGGCCCACCUCAGCCUGGUCUCCCCCGUCCGCAGCCGGCUGCAGUGCCCGCUCUGCCGGCAGCCCACCGUGCUGCCCUCUGACCAGGCGGUGACCGCGCUGCCCAACGACGAGGCCGUCCUGCGGCUGCUGCGCCUGGAGCCCAACCAGAUCGUCCUGGAGGGGAGGCAGCUGUGCCUCAAGGAGGAGCGCCCCAGCCGGCACUUCCUGCGCCAGCCGAGGGUCUACACCCUGGACCUGGGCCCGGAGCCGGGGGGAGAAGGCCGCCGGGACACCACCCUGGCAUCGGCCGCCGCCACCGCCCUGCCCAGCCGCUCCCCGCUGCGGGAGUGUGCCCGCAACCCGCAGCUCCGCAUCUUCACCUACCUGAUGGCCGUCAUCCUGAGCGUGACGCUGCUGCUCGUCUUCUCCGUCUUCUGGACCAAGCAGUUCUUUGGGGGUUUGGGCUGAGGGGGGCCCAGGCUGGAUCCUCCGGGCGCUCCUCAGGACCCAGUCUACAGCCGGGGAGGGCGAACAGGAGGCGCAGCCGGACUGGCCCCUUCCGCUGUGCCAAAGGCCUCCGCCCCCAGAGGUGCCGGGUCCUCUGCAUCCAGAGAACGCCGACCCUGCGGCUGAAGGCACCGGCUGGGAGGCAGACAGCAGCACGGAGCGAAACGCCUCCUGCUGCUUCAGCUCUUGCCAUCGAUCCUGCAGAUCUGGUUCAGCUGGACCCCUUUAGACACCAGCUUCUCAAUGGGAGGAUUGAUUUGCCAGGCUGCGGGGGGGCCUCUAUCUCAAAGGAGGGUGCAGCUGAGCUGCUGUCAGUGGCCGGCAGACUCCUGCUCUGGGCUAGGGUGCUUUUGCCCAGCGGAGACCCUCCGGGGAGAGACCAGGCUGCUUGGAGAACCCAGACAAGCUGCUGGCGAGGAGGAGAGAGCUGUCCAGGGCCUCUUCCUCCCCACCAAGCCUGCUUUUUCGCGGCCCUGAAGUACUUGAGGCUAAAGCUGCAGAUGGAACUCUUAUGUGAGAGAAAGGAAGGCGGACAAGGCCCAGGCCCUCCAAUCCCAGAGUGUGUGGAAAUUCAAAUAAAUAAAGAGACGCUUGGCUGAGCCCUG
Hemicordylus capensis (graceful crag lizard) is the source of this 1895-nucleotide messenger RNA. It is a transcript of the gene RNF183, whose product is annotated as ring finger protein 183. The record is from RefSeq and is a predicted model, not a curated record. Gene Ontology annotation, molecular function: ubiquitin protein ligase activity. Lineage: Eukaryota; Metazoa; Chordata; Lepidosauria; Squamata; Cordylidae. Gene Ontology annotation, biological process: protein ubiquitination. The transcript is spliced from 2 exons. Bases 679 to 1251 code for a protein of 190 amino acids.